UUUAUGUCCUUUAUCGUAUUGCUGUCUGGUGUCCUUUCCUGCAAUUCGGUAGAUGUCCACCCCAUCGGACACAUCAGGUGGUAUGUCCCAUCCUGGCCCUUCCCCGGGGGCAGGUCUAUCCCCAGGACCCAUUUUGGGCCCCAGUCCUGGACCGGACCCCUCACCAGGCUCUGUUCACAGUAUGAUGGGAGCCAGUCCUGGACCUGGAACACCAAACGCACCUCACGGCAUGCAGGGCCAGGGACAAAGUGAUUACUCUCAGGAUAGCAUGUAUCCUAUGCACAAGACCAUGGAGGGAAUGAAUGACAAGACUAUGGCAGAUGCGAUGCACUUUGGUCACAUGAAAGGUGUGGGAAUGAGAUCUCUGCAUAGUGGCAUGGGGCCUCCACAAAGUCCUAUGGACCAACACAGCCAAGGAUACAUGUCCCCCCACCCAUCUCCCAUGGGUGUCCAUGAGCACGCUUCCAGUCCCAUGUCAGGAGGUGGAGGUGGUGGGGGACCCACACCGCCCCACAUGCCUCCCUCCCAAUCAGGCCCUAUGAUGCCGAUGGAACCCCAGGGAGCCAUGCCCAACAUGGGCCAGCAGGGCCGGGCACCUUCUGCUUUCAGUCCAGUCCAGCUGCAGCAGCUCAGGGCUCAGAUCCUGGCCUAUAAGAUCCUGGGCCGUGGGCAGCCCCUGCCUGAAAACCUCCAACUGGCUGUUCAGGGCAAGAGGAGCUUACCCACAAUGCAGCAGCAGCAGCAGCAACAACAACCGCUGCAGCAGCAGCAGGCGCCUAGUGCUAGUCCUUACAACAGGCCUGCAGGUAUGCCAAUGGCACCUAUGGGUGGUCCCCAGUCAAGUCCCUGCCCUACACCAGCCAUGCAAGCACACAAUCAAAGCACAGGACCCAAGCCAUGGUCCGAUGGUCAGAGUGGUGAAAAUCAAGCCAACCCUCAGAAGCACCUCACCCCUGUUUCAAGUGGACGCCCGUCACCUGCACCACCUCAGCCCUCGGCUGUGCCAGCUGGGCCCAUGCCAGGCAGUUCAGUGGCCCCUCAAGCUCCCGGGCAGCAGGUGUCCCCCAUGCUCCAGAUGCAGCAGAAACAGAACCGCGUCACGCCAAUCCAGAAGCCACAGGGCUUGGACCCUGUGGGGAUCCUGCAAGAGAGAGAGUACAGAUUGCAAGCUCGGAUUGCACAUCGAAUCCAGGAACUGGAAAGUUUGCCAGGCUCGUUGCCCCCUGACCUGAGGACUAAAGCCACAGUGGAGCUCAAGGCACUGCGUCUACUCAACUUCCAGCGGCAGCUUAGACAGGACGUGGUGGCGUGUAUGAGGCGAGACACGACGCUGGAGACGGCUCUCAACUCGAAGGCUUACAGACGCAGCAAGCGGCAAACGCUGCGGGAGGCACGCAUGACCGAGAAGCUGGAAAAACAGCAGAAGCUCGAGCAGGAGAAGAAGCGCAGACAGAAACAUCAGGAAUAUCUCAACAGUAUCCUUCAGCAUGCUAAAGACUUCAAAGAGUAUCACCGCUCAGUGUCCGGUAAAAUGCAGAAACUCACCAGAGCUGUCGCCACCUGGCACACCAACACAGAGCGGGAACAGAAGAAGGAGACUGAGAGAAUCGAGAAGGAGAGGAUGAGGAGACUUAUGGCGGAAGAUGAGGAAGGAUACCGAAAACUAAUCGACCAAAAGAAAGACAAGCGUCUGGCCUACUUGCUGCAGCAGACGGAUGAAUACGUGGCCAACCUCACCACCCUGGUGUACGAACACAAAGCGGCCCAAGCUGCAAAGGAGAAGAAGAGGAGGAAGAAAAAAAAGAAGAAGGUGGAUAGAGAUGACGAAGGCACAAGCGCCAUUGGACCAGAUGGAGAGCCAAUGGAUGAGAGCAGCCAAAUGAGUGAGCUGCCAGUCAAAGUGAUUCAGACUGAGACUGGGAAAGUUUUGCAGGGAACGGAUGCUCCCAAAUCCAGCCAGCUGGAGGCUUGGCUUGAGAUGAACCCUGGGUAUGAAGUGGCCCCGCGGUCAGACAGCGAGGAGAGCGGCUCAGAGUUUGAGGAGGAGGAGGAAGAGGAAGCGGCCAAGGCAGAAACCGAGGAGAAGAUGAUCGAUCCCAAUGGAGUUGAAGUGUUUGUGACGGCGGCCAAGCACAUCAUCGAGUCAGCCAAGCAGGAUGUGGAUGAUGAGUACAGUGUUCCUACUGGACAAACCAGCUCCCAGUCUUAUUAUGGUGUGGCCCAUGCUGUCAUUGAGAGGGUGGAGAAGCAGUCGUCGCUGCUGAUAAACGGCACACUCAAACAUUACCAGACCCAGGGCCUGGAGUGGAUGGUGUCCCUGUACAACAACAAUCUAAAUGGCAUCCUGGCUGAUGAAAUGGGCCUCGGCAAAACCAUCCAAACCAUCGCCCUUAUCACCUAUCUAAUGGAGCACAAGAGGAUCAACGGCCCCUUUCUCAUCAUUGUUCCUCUCUCGACUUUGUCUAACUGGGUUUAUGAACUUGACAAGUGGGCACCCUCUGUGGUCAAAAUUGCUUACAAGGGCACCCCUGCUUUGCGCCGUGGGCUUGUGCCUCAACUCCGCAGUGGGAAGUUCAAUGUCUUGCUGACUACCUAUGAAUACAUCAUCAAGGAUAAGCAAAUUCUGGCCAAGAUUCGUUGGAAGUACAUGAUUGUGGAUGAGGGUCACCGUAUGAAGAACCACCACUGUAAGCUGACCCAGGUGUUGAACACCCACUAUGUGGCUCCCCGCCGACUCCUCCUCACCGGUACACCACUGCAGAACAAGCUGCCCGAGCUGUGGGCCCUGCUCAACUUCCUCCUGCCCACCAUCUUCAAAAGCUGCAGCACCUUCGAGCAGUGGUUCAACGCCCCGUUCGCCAUGACAGGAGAGAGGGUUGACCUAAAUGAGGAGGAGACCAUCUUGAUUAUUCGGCGUUUGCAUAAGGUGCUCCGCCCCUUCCUGCUCCGCAGACUGAAGAAAGAGGUGGAGUCACAGCUGCCAGAGAAGGUGGAGUAUGUCAUAAAAUGUGACAUGUCUGCUAUACAGAAGGUUUUGUACCGCCACAUGCAGAAAGGCAUCCUUCUCACUGACGGCUCAGAGAAAGACAAGAAGGGCAAAGGAGGAGCAAAGACCCUGAUGAACACCAUCAUGCAGCUGAAGAAGAUCUGCAACCAUCCAUACAUGUUCCAGCACAUUGAGGAAUCGUUUGCUGAGCACUUGGGUUAUCCAAACGGCAUCAUAAAUGGGCAUGAUCUGUAUCGAGCUUCUGGGAAGUUUGAGCUCCUAGAUCGCAUCCUGCCGAAGCUACAUGCCACUAACCACAGAGUCCUGUUAUUCUGCCAAAUGACCUCACUCAUGACGAUCAUGGAGGACUAUUUCAGCUACCGCAACUUUCAGUAUCUGCGUCUUGACGGAACCACCAAGUCUGAGGACCGAGCUUUACUGCUGAAGAAAUUUAAUGAGGAAGGAUCUCAGUACUUCAUCUUCCUGCUCAGCACCAGAGCGGGUGGCCUCGGCCUUAACCUGCAGGCUGCCGAUACUGUCGUCAUCUUUGACAGUGACUGGAACCCACACCAGGACCUUCAGGCUCAGGACCGGGCUCACCGCAUCGGUCAGCAGAAUGAGGUGCGUGUGCUUCGUCUCUGCACCGUCAACAGUGUGGAGGAGAAAAUCUUGGCAGCUGCUAAAUACAAACUCAACGUGGAUCAGAAGGUCAUCCAGGCAGGCAUGUUCGACCAGAAGUCCUCGAGCCACGAGCGUCGUGUCUUCCUCCAGGCCAUUUUAGAGCAUGAGGAGCAGAAUGAGGAAGAAGAUGAGGUGCCCGAUGACGAAACCCUUAACCAGAUGAUAGCCCGCAAUGAAGAUGAAUUUGAGCUCUUCAUGCGCAUGGACAUGGACCGACGCCGGGAGCACGCCAGGAACCCAAAGCGUAAGCCUCGUCUAAUGGAAGAGGACGAGUUGCCAUCUUGGAUCAUCAAAGACGACGCGGAGGUGGAACGGCUCACAUAUGAAGAGGAGGAGGAGAAGCUGUUCGGCCGAGGAUCACGCUGUCGUCGGGACGUGGACUACAGUGACACGCUGACCGAAAAACAGUGGCUACGGGCUAUUGAGGAUGGGAACCUGGAAGAGAUGGAGGAGGAGAUCCGGCUGAAAAAGCGCAAACGCAAGAGACGUCAGGACAAGGACUCGUCGAGCAGAGAUGACGGCGGCACCAAGGCCAAGAAGAAACGUGGACGUCCACCAGCUGAGAAACUCUCCCCCAACCCCCCCAAACUCACCAAGCAAAUGAACACCAUCAUCGAUACGGUCAUCAACUACAGAGAUGGGUCAGGAAGACAACUAAGCGAGGUCUUUGUCCAGUUACCAUCCAGGAAGGAGCUCCCAGAAUACUACGAGCUAAUCAGAAAACCUGUGGACUUCAAAAAGAUCAAGGAUCGUGUGAGAAACCAUAAAUACAGGAAUGUGGGCGACCUGGAGAAGGAUGUGAUGCUGCUUUGUCACAACGCCCAGACCUUCAACCUGGAGGGAUCCCAGAUAUACGAGGACUCCAUUGUCCUUCAGUCUGUGUUCAAGAGUGCCAGGCAGAAGAUUGCCAAGGACGAAGAGAGUGAAGAUGACAGCGAUGAGGAUGACGAGGAAGAGUCAGAGGCAGAGGCCAAGUCGGUGCGGGUUAAGAUCAAGUUGAGUAAGGAGGCGCGCAGCCAUGACAAAGGCAAGAAGAGACAAAGCCGAGGGAAGGCCAAGCCGGUGGUGAGCGACGACGACAGCGACGAAGAUCUCGAUGACAAUGAUCUGUCAGACAAGAGCAAGAGUGACGACGACUGAGGGCGUGAGGAUAUUGUUUAUAGCACUUACAAACAAAAAGGACAAUAUCUUCCAUUACUGUUCAGGUUCUGUUUUCUUUUUAAUUUUACUUCAUUUGUCCUCGAGUGUCUGUAGUAUGCACCCCUUCUCCCACCAGCUUGGUAAUGUAUUACUAAUAAUUGAUAAGCUACAGCAAUACCAAUCUGCUUAUAUUCUUGUUUUUAAGACAAAUUUGUAGUAUAUUUUUUAACUCUGUGCUUUAAAGAAGGAAAUGAAAAAGGAGAAAAAAAAGAUUUGGUCAUGCUAUAUGUGCUUUUGCUUUAUUUGUACUUGCUUGCUUGUUGCACUUUUAGAAAAUUAAAUAUAUCCAUUUCCUUUUUUUUAAACAUAUAUAUAUAUAUAGCUACGGACAUCCAAGGUAAUUUGGAGAUCCACUUGUGAUUUUAAAAAAUGGCAAUCAAUUUUUGGAUUCAUUGUUUCACCUUGUGCAGUGCCAAAUGUCGAAACGUGGGGAAAUUGAUUGUUCGCUAAACCCCUCCCCUGACCAGCGAUUGUCCAGUUAUAGCUUAAUAAACGUAACUAGUUAUGGCAGGCCUGCCAAGCUUUAGUUUUGUUCACAUGUAGAUGCUAUCAGAGUUUAGGCUAACAUUAGCGCCUGUGUCCUGCUCUCUGCUGGAUUUGGGGAAGUUUACGCUGUCAAACUUGGUUAGUUUUCAUUCUCAACACCUUUUCUGUUGUAAUGUUAAGAGUGAAACUUAAUACUCUUUGAAAAGCUAAACAGGGUCAGAAUAAAUCAGAAUAAUAGUCUGAAUCUCACAUUUUUCCUUAUCGUACUUACUAUAGUGUAGUGCUCUAGCAGUGUAGAGCUAGAUACUAUGUCUAUCUAGCUCUACACUGCAACACUUCUCCUUUAUUUCCACGCCAUGGAUCAAAACUAGUGAGAACUUUUUUCCUGGGACCUUUUACAAGAUUAACGAUUUAAAACAAGUCAACUAAAACGGCUUUUUCAACCAGCUCAUGAAGCUGCGGCUUAAUUAGUUGGCCGCCAACGAUAGUUGUCAUUUUAGCAAAAUCGACGGUUGCCGGCUAGAAAUGAGAAGUCUGCUUCUGUCCGCCUCUGUCUGAAAUAAAAAUAAAAAAAAUUGUAAGAACUUAAACAGGAAAUCUGCCGCCGUUAUCAUAAAAAACGUUAACGCUUGACAGCAACUGUAACUACAAGGGGCGGGGCUUAGUGAACAGUCAGUUACGAGACAACACGAUUUUGAGAGUGUAAACUAUUUCUGAAGUCUCAAUAUCUUAUAGCCAGCACAACAAAAUGUCAGUUGUUGCUCGAUGACUUACAAUUUAAUUUGAAAUACCAUGAAUGCUGAAUGUGUUUUCAAACUGCUUUUAUUAAGAAAAAUGUAACCGUACAUUAUGUAGGCGGCACAUCAUUUAGAGAAGUCCAUGUGUUUCAUGUAUCCUUCUAAUUUUCAGUUGUUGCAUAUCAGAGCAGAAGCUUUGAACUUUGUAAUACUUUUCUCACUCAGAAUCAAUUGUUUGGGUUAUUUGGAUGGAGAGGCAGCAGAUUUAUGGGGAAACACCUUGUCUUGUUGAAUAAAACCAGCAUCUGUCGUAGCAGUAAAUGUAGCUUUUUAAAGCAUCUGAAAACAUGAUGCGCCAUCCAGAUUGUAAAGAACCAAGUCUUAGCUGGAUAUUUGCAGAGUAUCUGAGACGGGAGACAAUGGCAAAUAUUACAAAGAAAACAGUGUUAUGGAUUUGAAUAUAACUGUUAUAAAUAUAUAUAACUGUUUUAAAACAGUGUAUUGAUUGAAACUUUUGGAUUGAGGUGUUUUUGUUCCUGUGUUAGUUUUGAGCCCUCAUUUUAUUGAUUUAUAUGUUUGUAGCAUGAACUCUUUUGGCAAUUUACUGUGUACAUGCAGAUAUAUAUCAUUUGCUUGCCGACUCUCCAUAAGUGUGACUUAUCUUUGCUUUCUUUGCACAGUGUCUUUGUGGUUGUAUUGAAUAGCCCAGGGCAAAUAAAAUCUCACAGAUUUUCAGCACAAAAAAUGUUA
This is a messenger RNA of Micropterus dolomieu (smallmouth bass), 6840 nucleotides long. It is a transcript of the gene smarca2, whose product is annotated as SWI/SNF related, matrix associated, actin dependent regulator of chromatin, subfamily a, member 2. Lineage: Eukaryota; Metazoa; Chordata; Actinopteri; Centrarchiformes; Centrarchidae. Gene Ontology annotation, cellular component: nucleus. The coding region runs from base 53 to 4807 and encodes 1584 amino acids. The transcript has 34 exons. Gene Ontology annotation, biological process: positive regulation of transcription by RNA polymerase II. The record is from RefSeq and is a predicted model, not a curated record. Gene Ontology annotation, molecular function: ATP binding; histone binding; ATP-dependent chromatin remodeler activity.